AUGCGACAAUUACGGAUGCGGAGACCAACACAGUCACGACGACUGUCCUCUACCGAUGAGAUGUCGCGGCUGUCGUUCAAAAAGGCACUUCACGUCCGCCUGCAUUCAAAUUCAAGGGACCAUGCCAGAGAGCGUCAGCAAGGAUUGUACAGGGCACGAAAAGAUUGGGACAGGCCACAAAGUCGACCAAACCUCCGCUUUGACUCUCUUCAGCGCCACAGCACCCAGUCCUCGAACCCUACCCGCUUAUCAUCACUCGAACUCACAGACACUUCCCCAAAAUUACCGCAACGUCUCGCAUUCGAAGAAGAAGAAUCCAUCAAGCAAGCCCGCCACGAAGCCGAUAUGGCGCGCAAAGCUGCAGCGCAGAAACUAGAAAUCGAGCACGAAGUCCGCUUACUGGAGAUCCGUCGGCAGUAUGCUGUGGGUUUGCCAUCAUCGAAUGCUCUGCCUUCGUCUGUGCUGUACCCGCCUUUUGAUCCGAAUGGGCCUUUGGAUAUACCAGACACGGUAUUCAGGCCAGACACGGUAUUCGGAGGUGAACUAUUGCCAGUGCAUGCUGCAGCUACUGUAAGUAAGCAGCGAAGAGGAGAUGGGAAUGGAGGGAUUAAGAUGGAGAAGGGAAUCAAGUAUGCAGGCAGGGCGCUUCGGGGGAGAGGAACCGUUGCGGGUGGGAGAAUCUGUGGAUGA
Molecule: messenger RNA, 690 nt
Organism: Letharia lupina
Lineage: Eukaryota; Fungi; Ascomycota; Lecanoromycetes; Lecanorales; Parmeliaceae
Exons: 2
Coding region: 1-690 (229 amino acids)
Source: RefSeq, a predicted model, not a curated record